This is a messenger RNA of Cavia porcellus (domestic guinea pig), 8067 nucleotides long. It is a transcript of the gene Med1, whose product is annotated as mediator complex subunit 1. Bases 219 to 4952 code for a protein of 1577 amino acids. Gene Ontology annotation, biological process: cellular response to thyroid hormone stimulus; regulation of transcription by RNA polymerase II. Gene Ontology annotation, molecular function: transcription coregulator activity; nuclear vitamin D receptor binding; nuclear thyroid hormone receptor binding. NCBI's taxonomy places the organism in Eukaryota, Metazoa, Chordata, Mammalia, Rodentia, Caviidae. Gene Ontology annotation, cellular component: mediator complex. The record is from RefSeq and is a predicted model, not a curated record. The transcript is spliced from 17 exons.
AUCUCGCGAUCUUUGGGAAGUUCCGUUGCGGAAGAUGGCGGCGGCCGCGAGCACCUUUCUCUUUUUGCCGCCGGGGACUUCAGACUGAACCUUUCCGGGUAGAGUGGGGACUGCAGGUGCCCACGCGUCCCGGGAGCUCGAGCCAACCUGGUUUCCUUGCCAGGGUUGAGGAAAGGCUUGUCCUCUAGUGGUGGCCCCGGGCCCUCACCACUGUCAGGAUGAAGGCUCAGGGCGAAACCGAGGAGUCGGAAAAACUGAAUAAGAUGAGUUCCCUCUUGGAAAGGCUCCAUGCAAAAUUUAACCAAAAUCGACCUUGGAGUGAAACCAUUAAGCUUGUGCGGCAAGUCAUGGAGAAGAGGGUUGUGAUGAGUUCUGGAGGCCAUCAACAUUUGGUCAGCUGUUUGGAGACAUUGCAGAAGGCUCUUAAAGUAACAUCUUUACCAGCAAUGACUGAUCGUUUGGAGUCAAUAGCAAGACAGAAUGGACUGGGCUCUCAUCUCAGUGCCAGUGGCACUGAAUGUUACAUCACGUCAGAUAUGUUCUAUGUGGAAGUGCAGUUAGAUCCUGCAGGACAGCUUUGUGAUGUAAAAGUGGCUCACCAUGGGGAGAAUCCUGUGAGCUGUCCAGAGCUUGUCCAGCAGUUAAGGGAAAAAAAUUUUGAUGAAUUUUCUAAGCACCUUAAGGGCCUUGUUAAUCUGUAUAACCUUCCUGGAGACAACAAACUGAAAACUAAAAUGUACUUGGCUCUUCAGUCUCUAGAACAAGAUCUAUCAAAAAUGGCAGUUAUGUACUGGAAAGCAACUAAUGCUGGUCCUUUGGAUAAGAUUCUUCAUGGAAGUGUUGGCUAUCUCACUCCAAGGAGUGGUGGUCAUUUAAUGAACUUGAAGUAUUAUGCUUCUCCUUCUGACCUUCUGGAUGAUAAGACUGCAUCUCCUAUCAUUCUGCAUGAGAAUAAUGUUCCUCGAUCUUUGGGCAUGAAUGCAUCAGUGACAGUUGAAGGAACAUCUGCUAUGUAUAAACUCCCAAUUGCACCAUUAAUUAUGGGGUCACAUCCAGCUGACAACAAAUGGACUCCAUCCUUCUCUGCAAUUACCAGUGCCAACAGUGUUGAUCUUCCUGCCUGUUUCUUCUUGAAAUUUCCUCAGCCAAUUCCAGUAUCUAGAGCAUUUGUUCAGAAGCUGCAGAACUGCACGGGAAUUCCAUUGUUUGAAAGCCAACCAACUUAUGUCCCCCUAUAUGAACUGAUCACUCAGUUUGAGCUGUCAAAGGAUCCUGAUCCCAUACCUUUGAAUCACAACAUGCGAUUUUAUGCUGCUCUUCCAGGUCAGCAGCACUGCUACUUCCUCAACAAGGAUGCUCCCCUUCCUGAUGGCCGCAGUCUCCAGGGAAUACUUGUCAGCAAAAUCACCUUUCAACACCCUGGCCGAGUUCCUCUCAUUCUAAAUAUGAUCAGACACCAAGUGGCCUAUAACACCUUAAUUGGAAGCUGUGUCAAAAGAACUAUUUUGAAAGAAGAUUCUCCUGGGCUUCUCCAGUUCGAAGUGUGUCCUCUCUCAGAGUCCCGUUUCAGUGUAUCUUUUCAGCACCCUGUGAAUGACUCCCUGGUGUGUGUGGUUAUGGAUGUGCAAGACUCGACACAUGUGAGCUGUAAACUCUACAAGGGUGUGUCAGAUGCGCUCAUCUGCACAGAUGACUUCAUUGCCAAAGUCGUUCAAAGGUGUAUGUCCAUCCCUGUGACGAUGAGAGCUAUUCGGAGGAAGGCUGAAACCAUUCAGGCUGACACCCCAGCACUCUCCCUCAUUGCAGAAACAGUUGAAGACAUGGUGAAAAAGAACCUGCCCCCGGCUAGCAGCCCAGGGUAUGGCAUGACCACAGGCAACAACCCAAUGAGUGGUACCACUACACCAACCAACACCUUUCCGGGGGGUCCCAUUACCACCUUGUUUAAUAUGAGCAUGAGCAUCAAAGAUCGGCAUGAGUCGGUGGGCCAUGGGGAGGACUUCAGCAAGGUAUCUCAGAACCCAAUUCUUACCAGUUUGUUGCAAAUCACAGGGAACGGGGGGUCUACCAUUGGCUCGAGUCCGACCCCUCCUCAUCACACGCCGCCACCUGUCUCUUCGAUGGCCGGCAACACCAAGAAUCACCCGAUGCUCAUGAACCUUCUUAAAGAUAAUCCUGCCCAGGAUUUCUCAACCCUUUAUGGAAGCAGCCCUUUAGAAAGGCAGAACUCCUCUUCUGGCUCACCCCGGAUGGAUAUGUGCUCGGGGAGCAACAAAACCAAGAAGAAGAAGUCAUCAAGAUUACCACCUGACAAACCAAAGCACCAGACUGAAGAUGACUUUCAGAGGGAGCUAUUUUCAAUGGAUGUUGACUCACAGAACCCUAUCUUUGAUGUUAAUAUGACAGCUGACACGCUGGAUACACCACACAUCACUCCAGCUCCAAGCCAGUGUAGCACUCCCCCAACGACUUAUCCACAACCAGUACCUCAUCCCCAACCCAGUAUUCAAAGGAUGGUCCGGCUGUCCAGUUCAGACAGCAUUGGCCCAGAUGUAACUGAUAUACUUUCCGAUAUUGCAGAAGAAGCCUCUAAGCUUCCUAGCACUAGCGAUGAUUGCCCUCCCAUCGGUACCCCUGUACGAGAUUCUUCAAGUUCUGGGCAUUCUCAGAGUGCCCUGUUUGACUCUGAUGUCUUUCAAACUAAUAAUAAUGAAAACCCAUACACGGACCCAGCUGACCUUAUUGCAGAUGCUGCCGGAAGCCCCAGCAGUGACUCCCCUUCCAAUCACUUUUUUCCUGAUGGAGUAGAUUUCAAUCCUGAUUUAUUGAAUAGCCAGAGCCAAAGUGGUUUUGGAGAAGAAUAUUUUGAUGAAAGCAGCCAAAGUGGGGACAAUGAUGAUUUCAAAGGAUUUGCUUCUCAGGCACUAACUUUGGGGGUGCCAAUGCUUGGAGGUGAUAAUGGGGAGACCAAAUUUAAAGGCAAUACCCAAGUUGACACUGUUGAUUUCAGUAUUAUAUCAGUUGCUGGGAAGGCUUUGGGAGCUGCAGAGCUCAUUGAGCAUCACAGUGGUAGCCAGAGUCCUUUAUUAACUACUGGAGACUUAGGGAAAGAAAAGACUCCAAAGAGGGUGAAGGAAGGCAACGGCACCAGCAGUAGCAGUCUGUCAGGCCCAGGGUCAGACAGCAAGCCAGGAAAGCGCAGCCGGACCCCUUCUAAUGACGGGAAGAGCAAGGAUAGGCCUCCCAAGCGGAAGAAGGGGGACACUGAGGGCAGGUCCCCAUCUCACAGUUCUAACCGGCCCUUUACGCCACCUACCAGUACAGGCGGGUCCAGAUCUCCAGGCAGUGCAGGAAGGUCUCAGACACCUCCAGGUGUCACCACACCGCCCAUUCCCAAAAUCACUAUUCAGAUUCCUAAGGGGACUGUGAUGGUGGGCAAGCCCUCCUCGCACAGUCAGUAUACCAGCAGUGGUUCUGUGUCCUCCUCAGGCAGUAAAAGCCACCAUAGCCAUUCUUCCUCCUCAUCUUCCUCAUCUUCCGCUUCCACCUCAGGCAAGAUGAAAAGCAGUAAAUCAGAAGGCUCCUCCAGCUCCAAGCUAACAAGCAGUGUCUAUUCCAGCCAGGGAUCUUCUGGAUCAAGUCAGUCCAAAAAUUCAUCCCAGUCUGGAGGGAAGCCAGGCUCCUCCCCCAUUACUAAGCACGGACUGAGCAGUGGCUCUGGCAGCACCAAGAUGAAACCUCAGGGGAAGCCAUCAUCACUUAUGAAUCCUUUAAGUAAACCGAACAUCUCCCCGUCUCAUUCAAGGCCUCCUGGAGCCUCUGAUAAGCUGGCCUCUCCAAUGAAGCCUGUUCCUGGGACUCCUCCCACCUCAAAAGCCAAGUCCCCUAUCAGUUCAGGUUCUGGUGGUUCUCACAUGUCUGGAACCAGUUCAGGCUCUGGCAUGAAGUCAUCUUCAGGGUUAGGAUCCUCAGGCUCAUUGUCCCAGAAAACUCCCCCAUCGUCUAAUUCUUGCACAGCAUCAUCUUCGUUUCCCUCAAGUGGCUCUUCAAUGUCAUCUUCUCAAAACCAGCAUGGGAGUUCUAAAGGGAAAUCUCCCAGCAGAAAUAAGAAGCCGUCCUUGACAGCUGUCAUAGAUAAACUGAAGCAUGGGGUUGUCACAGGCGGUCCUGGGGGGGAAGAUGCGAUGGAUGGUCAGAUGGGAGUGAGUGCAAAUUCUGCUAGCCAUCUCAUGUCCUCCAAACAUAACAUGUCAGGAGGAGAGUUCCAGGGCAAGCGUGAGAAGAGUGAGAAAGACAAAUCAAAGGUUUCUACUUCUGGGGGCUCUGGGGAUUCUUCUAAGAAGACCUCAGAGUCAAAAAAUGUGGGGAGCACAGGUGUGGCAAAAAUUAUCAUCAGCAAGCAUGAUGGGGGCUCCCCCAGCAUUAAAGCCAAAGUGACUUUGCAGAAACCUGGGGAAAGCAGUGGGGAAGGGCUCAGGCCACAGAUGGCCUCCUCCAAAAACUACGGUUCUCCGCUGAUCAGUGGUUCCACUCCAAAGCAUGAACGUGGCUCUCCCAGCCACAGUAAGUCACCAGCCUAUACCCCCCAGAACCUGGACAGUGAAAGUGAGUCAGGUUCUUCUAUAGCAGAGAAGUCUUACCAGAACAGUCCCAGUUCAGAUGACGGCAUCCGACCACUUCCAGAGUACAGCACAGAAAAACAUAAGAAGCACAAAAAGGAAAAGAAGAAAGUCAAAGACAGAGACAGAGACCGGGACAAAGAUAGAGACAAAAAAAAGUCUCACAGCAUCAAGCCAGAGAGUUGGUCCAAAUCGCCCAUCUCUUCAGACCAGUCUUUGUCUAUGACAAGUAACACAAUCCUAUCUGCAGAUCGGCCCUCAAGGCUCAGCCCUGACUUUAUGAUUGGGGAGGAAGAUGAUGAUCUUAUGGAUGUGGCCUUGAUUGGCAAUUAGGAACCUUGUUUUCUAAAGAUAUAUGGCCAGAGAAGAAACUGUUGAUAAAUUUAUAUGUAAACCAACACAAGGCACGAGUCAGUCAGGUCUGAUUUAUGUUUUAAGAAUCCAAAAGGCGUGGCUUUAACAAGCUGGUUGAAUUCAGAAACAUGUAUCCAGACCCUACUGAAGAGACCACAGGGUUAGAUUCUGGCUAUCAAAAAUUCUUUACUCCUUUGUCAGAAAGAAAAUGUUUAAAAAAAUCCUUAAGAAUGGGGGGAGGGAUGGGAAAGGGAAAGAGAGGGAAGGGUGGGAAAACAGUUUUGUGGGAAAUAUUCAUAUAUAUUUUUCCUCCCUUUUUCCACUUUCAGGCCAUGUUUUAAACUCAUUUUAGUGCAUGCAUUUGAAGGGCUGGGCAGCAAAUGAAAAAGCAAUACGUUCCUUGAUGCAUUUGCAUGAAGGUUGUUCACCUCUGUUUGGGUAAUUGUCCAUUUGAGGCAUGGGCAAAAGAAGGACUUGGGUCAUUUUGGACACUUCAGCAAUGUUUGGUGUUUAUUUCUUAGGAGUGACUGGGGGAAGGAAGAUUUUUAGCUAUUUAUUUGUAAUAUUUUAACCCGUAUGUUUGUUUUUAUUUGUUUCUUUCUAAAUCUAUGAGGUUUAGGGUUCAAAACAGUGGGAGGUGGAAAAGCAAGGCUUAUUUGUUGGUAGGGCACUUGCAGCUUGUGCUGAUAUGUAGUAGCAUCCAGCCCAAGCAGGUUAGAGCCCGCCUUUGGAGUCAAAUGGAAAAACCAAACUGAUAUUUUAGCAAGUUUUUCAUAGGUUUCAGACAUAGGAAUAUUAGUAAUUAUUUCCCUGUGGAGGUAUCGAUUUAUACUGUUGUUUUUCUUUUUAAAAAGCUAGGGUGGCUACCUGGGAUGUAAGCAUGUUUUUAGAUGCAGUAAGAUGUGACAGGGGGAUAGCCUUCCUGACCCAGUGGCAUGAGAACCAUUACAGAAUUGACAGUUCUCCUGUUUCCACAAUGUGCCAAAAGUCCACAUCCCAGCAUUUAGUUUGCAGGAGAACUGAUGCCAUUCCUAAAAGCUGAGCUCUUUGUUUCUCUUCUACAAAGGAGGAGGAGUUCAGACUUUUAUCACUCCACUGUAUGCUCCCUGGGAUAAAAUAGUAAAAAAAUCAGCAGCCAUAGUUCACUUAAAACACUUUCAAGCUCACUUGAAGUAAUGGGGGCCUGGAAGGCUAGGUGAGCUUGAAGAUAAACCCUUGCUACUAUGUAGCAACACAAUUGGACCUUUUUGGAGAAACAGGUCUGAUUCUGGAUUCUGCAAGACAUCAAGGAUAAGCCUUUCUUACAAACAUUGAAGUCCAGGAGACCAUUUUGAGUGCAACGGAAGUUCUCAGUAUUUGGAGGGUCCUCUCAAAAUUCUGCGGCCUUAUUUUGAUUUUGACACCUGCACUGUGCCAUUCCUGAUGAUUCUAUUCAGGAUCUUAUCAGCAGAGCGGGACAGAGUCCCCAGCACAACUCUUCUGGAUUCAAAACAAAACAAAACAAAAAACACCACUAGGUGAUUGGUGUGUGUGUGUGUGUCAUAAGUGGAGUGACUUCAUUAGAUACGGAAAAGAGUUCUAUAUUCACCUUUCUGCAGGUUGGAGUUAGUAUAGGGUUGGAAUAUCCUCCUUGGCUUCCUUUCCUGCCUCUCAUGUCCUGCAGUGUUCUUCCUUUUCUGGUCAUCAGCUCUUAACAACUCCGCCACUUUUGUGUCUCGAGGUAUUAAGAAGUAGGAAGCGCAGCAUUACAAAGUGGAGCAAAAACAGUUAUCAGUUACCAUAUCAGAGUCAAAUGUCUUGGGUGACACUGAGGAAGACAUGGGCAAGGUGACACCGGAGUGCUUUAUCUUAUGGUGCUGAUAUAGUAGCAGCCUCUCAGACAUACAAACAGGUUGGAUUUCUUACAAGUUUGUCAACUAGUUCUGAGUCCUAUCCCAUUGGUUUCUGCAAGAAAUUUUAAAAGUUACGUGGUUUUAAAGUUUGUUCUUGGUGGGAAAACAUGUGGGGGAAUGUACUGCAUAGUAUCAGGGGCUCAGCUCCCCCAAGCAGAGCCAACAAAUACCAAAAUAAGUAAACUGGGAAGCUUUUUCUCUCUUUCUGUCUUCAUCCCAGAUCAGAGAAUCCCAAGUUAGGAUCUGGAUGAAGGAUAAGCCUGAAUUGUCGAUGGGCACACCCCACACUCUGACCCAGCAUCUGAACUUGCUUAACAGGGAGCCGGGGCUAAACUGCUUCACCCUGCCUGAGAACCAGGGAGCACUGCAUUUCUUCACAGGGUGGAGGAAAAGAGGCAGAAUAACCAAGCCUGGGACACCUCCCUCCUGUCUCAUUGUAUUCAUUCUACCGUUUCAAAAAACGGCAAAGACGUGAGGUCAACUUCUGCCUACCUUCUGCUGCUGGUGUCUUAGUUUGACCUGAUUCCUCUUAUCUUUUGGCUUCAUGUUAGGGGUUCUUGAUCAAAAUCUGCUCUGAUGUACAUGAAGAUUUCAGAUUCGAAUUCAGAGUAUCUUAAAACAAGUAUUGUCAUGGGGGUGGGGGGUGCUGAAAGAUACAAUUGCCAAAGCCAGGCUUGAGGUUGGUGACUCUUCAGAAGGAUUUUCCUUUCUCAGGCCUAGAUGUGAAAAAUCUAGUGCAGCAAUAUCAUGAAUUUUCAUGAGAAACCCUUCCAGGGAGCCUGUGAGUCAUGCAGUAUCCAAGUGAGUCACAGAAAGCAGAUGUCAGUAUAGAAAACAUUGCUCACAAUCCAUGGGCAGUCUCACUUCAUUUCCAUCCCUGACUCCUGCCCAUUUACUUCCAUCCUUGUGUUUUUUGAGGGGCAGAAGUACUUAAUAAUCUCAGAGGCUAGGUUGGGAAACAUGCUCAUCUACAAGAUCUGAGUUCUAAAUUUUGAGUUUCAAAGUGCACAUCAGGAGCAGUGGAGUGGGUCUUUCUAAAAAAAGUCUCAAAUUUGAUUUUCUGUGUGUAUGGCCGUUCUGUAAAUACUUUGGGAUUUUUCAUUUUUUUUUUUUGAACGUGGACAAAACCCGUGGGGUUUUUCCCCAAAAAACAUUAUAAAAACUUUAUUUACAUGCAAAUAAACUUCUUUGAUAAAAAGUAA